This is a messenger RNA of Varroa destructor (honeybee mite), 8376 nucleotides long. RefSeq names its product carnitine O-palmitoyltransferase 1, muscle isoform-like. Gene Ontology annotation, cellular component: mitochondrion. Gene Ontology annotation, biological process: carnitine metabolic process; fatty acid metabolic process. The record is from RefSeq and is a predicted model, not a curated record. Gene Ontology annotation, molecular function: carnitine O-palmitoyltransferase activity. Lineage: Eukaryota; Metazoa; Arthropoda; Arachnida; Mesostigmata; Varroidae.
UCUCUCUCAUAUUCUAGCUUGGUAUUAUGAAUUCUAGCCGUUCUGCCCUUAACAGGCUGUCAGGAAGAGUGUCUCCUAUACGCAGACUUGUGAUCUACCGUUGCUACUGCUCUGUGUAUGUAUGUGUGCGUUACGACGCCACCUACAUCACUCUGUAUUAGUGCUACUAUCUGUCAACUAGCAUGUCCCGCCAUCACCGCUGGUACCGUACUAACUGUUUGUUCAAUAGUGGUAGAGUGUUGUCGAGGGUGACCGAACCUCUUCGCCUCACUACAUCUUCACUCAUUGUCUGCCUUUACCUAUUGCCAUCUAUAGUUGCUAAACAGGCCACUGCCAGCUUUGUCUAACGUUUUGUUGCUUUGCAAUUUUCUGCCCCAACAUCGUCCGUUUGUUCGUUGGUUGUCCCUUUCACCUUCCGCGCCCUCUUUCACAACCAUCACCUGUUCCAGUCGCUGAUGCUGCUCUUAUUGUUUACCGUCUGCAACCCUAGUCGUAACACACCGAAGAUAGCAAGCAGAAGAAGGUACGGCUAGUACUAGAUCGGGCCCUUGGCUGACAGGGUGAUGCGAAGGCUGUGGGACCAAGAAGCUGAUGCUAUCGCUAUUGAGUAUCAUGUAUCGGCUGUGCUGGGAAUCGCCGCAGUCUCCUACUGGUCUCGCUAUUAGUCAGCUGAUUUGAGGAAGCUGUACAGCUGUGUUGGCUUCUUGUUGGGUUUACUUGUCGCCGUAUGACGCACAGUUAAUAGCUCUCCCUCUCUAUCGUUGGCGACCCAGCAGCAUGCGUGUAGAAAGGUUUACAACAAAGUGUCUCAGGAGAUGACAGAACCGACGUAAGACGUUGUGUCUACAGGUAUUCGCCGUUGUCGUAUUAAUGUGAUAUAAUAUAAGCUUGCAUUAUCAUGGCCGUUGCACGUCAACUGUAAAACAACUGCAGCCCCGGUGCAACUGUGACAAAACCAACCGGUUGCUGUGAUAGCUCUGUUUUGUAGAUGCCGCCAGCCGUGGACGCCAGAACGUGGCUAGUUAUUUGUGGUACUUCGGUUAUGUGCUGCGAACUGUAAAGGGGAAAGCAAUAUCAUUGGCAGUUAUUGAGACCCCGUGAUGUCGUUGUUGUUGUUGUCGCUUUUAUGGGCCGAGAAAUAAAUGAAGGAAACGCCCCAGGCAUACUCGGUUUUAUUAUGUGUACGCGCCGAAAUCUGUCCUUUCUCUCUGUGUGUGCAUAUCAGUAGUGUGCAAUAAUAUGGUCGACUAGUUGUUAUAAGUGUGUGUCAUUGUGAAUGCCAAGCGUCGUGGAGUAUUCAUCCCAGUGAAGAGUGAGUGUGAGUAUUGUGAGCAGUUUUCAUAGAAAUGGAAUAGCGUAUUAUCGUAUCUUCAAAAUCCAAUUUCUGUCGUUGGCAGAGCGAGCUCAGAUAACAAUGGUGCCGAUAGUUGUAUCAGAGUGAUAUCUAUAUUUGGGAACAUUAAUUAUUUUUGUGUGUGACAUGUGUGUGCGUAUGACUGUUGUCUUAUAAAAGUUACGCGCUCUAUCAGUUCAGCACAACGAAGACGACGAGAAGAAAUGCCCUGUUAUCACUAACGUACCUAUCUUGCCUCCGGUAUUAUCCUGAUCAUCAUGCUGUCUAUUUUUUAGUAAACAUGUGGUUGCAGCUAUGUCCGCCCAAUCAUGCCAGAUACACGGAUCGACCCAAAGUUGGCUGCGUUCGUCCCAUCGUUUUUCGUAGGCGUUUUUUCUGAUUUUACUGACACAGGAGUUUACAAGGGCGUGCUCGUAAGUCAUCUAUAUAUAUACAUAUGUCAGACAAAAACAAGGUGAACGCAAGCGGCCAGAUAGGUACAUGUUCAAGUUAGAAUUGCGUGACAUCUCUCACAUGUAUCCGUUGUGAGUGUGCCAGUUCCGGCUCGUGGUGGCGGUGCAAUUGUUGUUACUGUUAUUUCAGCUGCCAAGAACGUAACCAACAAAACCGUUAGCUGCUGUGACAUUACUUUUACCUAUAAUUGUUAUAAAGUUAGCAGCAGCAGCAACAACAACUGGAACUGCAGGAAUCACAAGAGCAACAAAACGCAAAUCCAGCACAUUCUCCGAGGAAAUCAUCUGCACGGGGGAUCCUUCAUCGUCACUAAGCCUUCUGCGACUGUUGGCUUUGCUGCCGCUAAUAAAACCUACAUCACCGUAAUAAUCGCCACGGUAAAAAAAACGUCACCCGAUCUCAACUGUCUUGGUGGUUGCGAUAUUUCAAUGUCGUUGCAACUCAGCUGGCGUUAUCAACUUUUUGGGCAUUGCGGUUCUUGGACCCCCUUCUGCUGUGCUCCAGCCGUUGCUUGUGCCCAAAGACGCCCCACAAGUGAACUCGCUACGGGACACACGAUUUAUCCGCGAUAACAACAACAGCAACGGAACGUCGUAACUUCAUAACCAACAAACGUAAACGCACAGUCUCCCACCGAACCUGGUUGUCCUUUCAAAUCGAGAGAAAUCUCAACAUGAAUCCAUUGAAGAAAGACGGCAAAAUCUUACUGCAGCCUGUGACAAGCAAGCCCCCCCUUCAUUGUACGAUUGAUUAGGCCAGAGUGGCCAUUUGUGCUGCCGUUAUUAGUCGACCUACCGCUGUACAUCGCUCAAGAUGGCUGAAGCUCACUCGGCGGUAGCGUUUAGCUUCUCGAUAACGCACCGAGGAGUCAACAUCAACUACAACAGAGAGUUACUGGCAAUCGUCUGGCGAUCGGGAGUGCGUUCGUGGAAGAAACGAUUCUUUCGGUUUGCGAAUAACGUCCGAAAUGGAUUUUACCCUCAGACUGCCUCCUCGCUAUGGGUCAUUCUUGCCAUACUCACGGGCAUUCAGACGACGAGUCAAAUGGAUCCGUCGUUCGGGGCAAUCCCGGUGAUUGCGAAGUUCGUGGGGGUGCCUUCAAGGAGCGGAACUUUCCGCAGAUCUGUUGCCACAUUGUUAUUAAAGCAACGGGCGUCACUCAUGUACCGGUCUAAUAUAUACGGUAGCUGCGUAUGGCUUGUGUGCAGUGGACUGCGGAAAUAUGCUCUGAAGACACUGUUUAGUUACAAAGGAUGGAUGAUUGAAGCAAGAGGGGCGCAAGUAUCGCUAGCAACACGAUUAUGGACUAUUGGUGUAAAGUUAUUGUCGGGGUCUUCUCCACGCCUGUUUUCGUAUCAGGGUUGCCUUCCUAAGCUGCCCGUGCCACGGGUGCAGGACACCAUGGCCAGGUAUUUAGCAUCGGUGGAACCAUUAGUAACGGUGGAAGAAUACCAACGGCUUGAGAAAUUAGCGGAGGAAUUUAAGAAUACUGUGGCACCAAAAUUGCAAAGGUACCUGUACCUUAAGUCAUGGUGGGCUUCAAAUUAUGUGUCUGACUGGUGGGAAGAGUUCGUCUACCUUCGGGGUCGAGGACCACUCAUGACGUACUCAAAUUUUUAUUGUCUGGAUCCUCUUCUGGCGUCCGUCACUAAAAAUCAGGCCGCAAGAGCUGCAAACCUGACGCACGCAGCGCUGAUCUUCCGUCGAGCCAUUGACGUACAAUUGCUUCAGCCUAUCAUGAUGAAUGGCUUGGUACCCUUGUGCAGUCACCAAUAUGAACGAAUGUUCAAUACUACAAGGAUACCUGGGUUCGAGACAGACCGACUUCAGCAUUUGGUCGACUCGACCCACAUAUGUGUCAUGCAUCGCGGUCGUUUUUAUAAGGUUCUUACGCAUCACAAUGCUAAGCUGCUUUCGUCUGCCGAACUUCAGAUACAGUUCGAAAGAAUAUUGUGUGACCCUAGUGAAGCUGAAGACGAAAAGUAUCUGGCAUCGUUAACUGCCGGAGAGCGCCGGAUAUGGGCGGAAACACGCGCCAAUUGUUUCCGAUCAGGACUCAACAGAGUAUCACUUGAUGCAAUUGAAUCGUCGGCAUUUGUAGUUGCCUUGGAUGAAGAGGAGUACGAAUAUGACCCCUCGGAGCCCGAAAAACUUAACCGAUACGCCAAAAGUCUAUUACAUGGAAACGGAUAUAAUCGCUGGUUCGAUAAAUCAUUCAAUUUGAUAGUUGGUGCCAAUGGAAAAGGAGGAUUCAACGCGGAGCAUUCGUGGGCCGAUGCUCCCGUUAUGGGCCAUUUAUGGGAGACUGUGAUGCAUAGUGAUCGAUGUUUAUUAAAGUAUGACGAUGAGGGAAAUACUAUGAACUACGUCGUCACAGCAAAGAAAACAACAGUCGCCCCUCCGGAGAGAUUGCGUUUCCACAUCACGUCAGCCUGCGUAAACCAGAUGCAGCUAAGUGUCACAAAGGCGAAAUCUCUGUUGGAGGACCUAGACCUUUACCUCGUCCGAUUUCAGGAUUAUGGAAAGACAUUCAUCAAACAACAAAAUCUUUCACCAGAUGCCUACCUACAAAUGGCAAUUCAGUUGGCACAUUUCCGGGACAAAGGCAAAUUUUGCCUAACAUACGAAGCUGCGAUGACUCGUCUAUUUCGUGAAGGACGAACUGAGACGGUGCGCCCCGUUAAUCGAUGGUCGUGUGAUUUUGUACGGUGUAUGAACAAUCGAAAUGUGUGCAAUGAGGAAAAGCGAGCUAUUCUCAGGGUAGCCUGCGAGGAGCACGUACGAGCAUACCAACGAGCUAUGCGGGGCGAGGGAAUUGAUCGACAUUUAUUCUGCCUUUACCUCACCUCGAAAUAUCUCGAACUGGAGUCUCCAUUCCUUCGAGAGGUCCUUGCUGAGUCCUGGAGACUUUCUACUUCGCAAACGUCGUGCAACCAGUCCGGGUAUUGGAACUUUGACUCACAGCCAGAGUUUAUCACCGCCGGUGGGGGGUUUGGUCCCGUAGCAAAAGACGGCUACGGGGUAAGUUACAUGCUUGUCGGAGGAGGUGAUUUCUUCUUCCAUGUUAGCAGCCGGAGGUGUUCUCCGGAUACGAACUCGGUAAGAUUUGCCGGUCACAUUCUGCAAGCGUUGCGCGAUAUACGAGAUAUCUUCAGCAACCAUUGACGGCACCUAAUGUCUAUAGUACACAGUAAAAGAGUCAAUGAUAGUGAUGAACAUCAAGUGCGAAUUAGACGCAAGAACGAAACGGAGUUACGGAAUUGAGCUGCUCACUGAUGAUGAUCCACGUGCAAAUUUCUAUGAAUCUGCUCAUGGCUGUUAUGUGUGCGUGCAAGGGUAAAUCUGUUGUUAAAAUUGUGUUACGUAAAUGUCUGAUGGGCACGUUUAGCACAACGUAUGUUGAAUAGUAGUACAUGGCUUCGCUUCGGGGUUCGUCAUACAUGCUAAAUGGGAGCUCCGAGUUCUGCGCUAUCGCAUCUGGAACUUCUGUAGCCCUUACGUUUCUUUAAAGCUAAGAUUUUAUCAUAGGUAGCACACAAGCAACACAUAAGUCAACAAAAAAUCAGACAAAACAGGAAAAGCAGAUUUAAUACCGUUAAUAAUAAUAAUUAUAUAAAUGCUCUGGAAUGGUGGAGUGGUAAGUACGAAAUUAAUUUUUCUGUUACUGAUGAGCAUUUUUUACGUGACUUGUUUGAUAUUUAUUAUCUUUUAUGACUGGUAUUGUUAUUGUGUGACGGCAACGGUUAAGAGUAAAAAGAGCAAGAACGUUGUUUGCCAGAAAUGGGCAGGAUUAUACAGGGUGCCAAAUCAAUCGUAUUUGCUUUGAACGCUACUUUACCCAGGCUAAGAAGCUGCGUAUGGAGUAUCUAGAAUUCCUCACACGAAAACCGAGUAGAAAGAACUCACAGGGUGUUGGUAAAAAAAAAAGAUGGCGCAGAAAAUCUAACUGCCAAGGAAUUGUACUGAGCCUAUUAGGUUUAAUUUCAAAUAGUACCUACAUGCAAACGAUUGAUCUUUGAAACGCCGACUAGUUCCUAGUGAAUUUUCGGGCGAUGUUAGUUAAAAAUCAAAAAAAAAAAAGAAAAAUACGAAUGAUAGGCUAAUAGAACGAGAAGAAAGCAAGAAGGAAGCAGAGCUGAGGGUGGUUUAAUCUGUUGUUAGAGCCAGCCACCCCAGAACAAAUCUUCUUCAACAACCUGCUAUGUGAGAUGUAAGCUUGACCUUAAAAAAACUCACACGAAAUUCUAGCGCGGGCAAUCGAGCGACUAACGAUACUAUGAUUAAAUGGUAAUGUGUUCCUUGAAUCUUUGUAGAUUGUAAAAAUAUAUUUAACUAACGCUGUAUGUCAGAUGUAGGUGUUUCGUCAGGCGGCGAAAUUAAAGCGAGUGCUAGCGGACGCUAAACUGUACGCUGGUUUCGGUAUCGUUAAAAAUUUAUAUUUAGCAAUGUAUCAUUUUUUUUUCAAAAUAUGUAUGUAAUCAUUGUAAUUGCAAUACUUAUGUGUAAAUUAUCGUAUCAAACUGCCCCUCUCGAUAGCGGAGCUCUGAUCUUCUGUAUAGCGUCAACAAUGGACUUCGACAACCGUGAAUAUAUUCUAACUAAUGCUAACAAAUCCAUAUACAGACCGUAUGUUGCCAUGGCCUCCGCCUGCUAGUCGGGCGUUAUAAUAAUAUAUAUAAAUAUACAUGCAUACGAUGAAGUUCCACUAAGUCAAUACUAUUAAUUGGCUAAUGAACUAUAUAUUUAGUUCAAAGAGAAAAGGUAAAAUGCGAUGGGAACAUAACGCAGCGUGAAGCCGAUCUCAGCGCAAACGAUUGAAAGAAAAUAGCUGGAGUAUACCACAAUCAUAAUGCCGCAUUUUUUCUGUCUGUUUUAUUUUACAGAUCAAGGUAUUGAAGCAAUACCAAGUUGCUAAAGUAUUUAAGAGUAUGGAGGUUUACUAACGAAUUCAGCAUUCUUUUAAAUUUCUAGUGUAUUGGAGCCUCGCUUCUUACGUGGGCGCAUUAGAUACGACGAUGCUGCGCCUUAUUAUGGGCUGUUCGACGCAUUUCAUCCACGUCAAGUGUUUACGUUAUUGUGAUAAAAGGCUGAAACGGAAAAGAACUAUUCUACGAAGGAGCGUAGCUACUCACUUUGGGUUUUAAUUGAUUAUGUGUGAAAAUGACCCAGACAAACUAUCGGCAGAUAACAUUCACAAAGUUAAGAAAUAGUUUAUAUAGCCGCUGUGAACGAAAUACUGCAUAAUGCCAACGUGGACAUCGAAUCCGGAAAGUAUGCUAAAUCACGUUAUCUAGUGAGGUAGAUCUCCUUAAUUGGCCAAAGUAUUCGAUUAGCUCUUGAUUAAACAGUCUUAUGUACUCCAGCAGGCAAACAGAGUACACGUUAAGGAUUUAUCCUGAUGUUGAGAAAAAUUUUAUUAAAGAAAAAUUGUACUUGUUGUGAUUGUACGAUGAACAUAUAUUGUAUUAUUGAUAUUUGUUAUAAAUGUCUACGUUGGGAGUUUUGAUAUAAGUAUAUAACGAUUGAUAAGCACUGUACUAAAUAAUCUCGAUGAACAUAAUAGUAAAUAAUAAUGAUAACCAAAAAGCGGUGUCAGAAACUAAACUCGUACGUGGCACAUCUUCUCAAUAUUCUUCACCUGGAUCAUCCGUGUGUGCAAUUGUUCAUCGGAGAAAAUAGCACCCUUAAAAAUCCAAUCGGUCAUUUGAAAUUACUGAAAUCACUUAAUUUGUUUAACUUCAAACUUGCUAUUUUAGUUAUUAUUUGGCCAAUCUUCUUGUCGAGAUGAAGCUUUGGCCAAGAACCAUACCAUGCUAAAGGCAUUUACUGCCUCAUUCCAAGAAGCACCUGGACGAUUGAUAACAGUAGUUCCUAAGAUCCUAAGUUCAUUCGCGGCUAAAUAAAAAAAAAAAGUAUUCAAAUGUCAAAAUGUUUCAUUGAGAAUUUCAAUCAAGUUGAAUGCCUUGCUUUAUGUUCUCUGUUUGAUAUUUCGAAUGUCGAGAGGAUUUGAUGAGACGGUCAAAAUGAUUGCAAGGAUCAAUUGUUCCCUAGGUAUGUCUGUAAGUGUGUUGUGCCUAUGCAGAUCUGAUCACGUCUACUUGGGACUCGCAGUCAACUCUUUAGUGUCGUAAGGUUUCUAGUUAACGCUUCCCUCACAACGCUAUAUACGAUUUCUGUAAGAUUCAGCUGUGACAAUAACAAUUCACUCAUCGCACUGGCAACGCACUCUGCGUUACGGAUAGACACCUCGUGGAAGCGGGGAAACCAUCAACGCUGAAAGUACGCUAAGAACGAUUGUUGGAGUUUUCCGUUAAUAGCUUAAUUAACCUUUACGCGGGCUCUCAGCCGUGUUUGACAUGUUAUGCUACUCACAGAAAUUUGUCGUCUCUCCGGAACUCUAUUCCAAAUACAAACAAAAAAUUGAAAACUGGCAUAUCUGGGUGUAAGACUGAACGAUACUUAAUCAUGGAGCAGACGCACAUUUGGAGCGUAACUACAAAAGCCAAUGAGAGAUAGAAACGUCAUAAUGUGCCAUUCAUUUGAAAAUAAACAACCACUCAAAUCGCUCA